Molecule: messenger RNA, 1611 nt
Organism: Closterium sp. NIES-65
Lineage: Eukaryota; Viridiplantae; Streptophyta; Zygnematophyceae; Desmidiales; Closteriaceae
Source: the annotation of a GenBank genome assembly
AUGGCAGCACGUCAGCGUGACGUCAGCGUCCAGCAGCACUCGAAUCGCCCCUGCAUCUUUCACAACCGCUCUCAGUUUUCGAAGAGACAGGAGGGGGAGUUGUUCGAGGGGAGGACUAGAGAAUCACAUAAGGCCACUGAGCCUGAGAAGAAGAAGAAGGGGAGUGUGCGUGCGAGCGGAUGGGGGGACCACGACAACGGGGACGAACGGCGUGACGACAAGCGGCAGCAGCGGAUGGGUGGAGCGGCGGGAGGAGGAGAUCGCUGCGGUAAAGAGCAUCUUGGCUCGCGCGACCAUGCAUCCCUCCCCGUGGGCAAGUAUGGGAGGGACGACGAGGCCUUGCUGAGGUGGUUCCUGCAUGCACCCAUCCUUUUCCUAUCCCCUCUCUUCCCCAAUUCACCAUCAGCUGGUAGACGAGGUGAAGAGCAUCUUGGCGCGCAACCAUGCGUCCCUCCCGGUGGGCGACUCGUGGACGAGGUGAAGAGCAUCUUGGCUCGCGACCAUGCGUCCCUGCCCGUGGGCGAGUAUGGGCGGGACGACGAGGCCAUGCUGAGGUGGUUCCUCAAGGAUCGCAAGUACAAGGUGGAACCCACGGUGGAGAAGCUUGUGAAGGCUAUUGUGAGUGGCGGGGGUGGGUUCUGUGCGAAAUGGCGCCACGAGUUUGGAGUGGCGGGGCUGACAGCUGCUGACGUGGCAGAGGAGGGGGCCACGGGGAAGGCUUUCCUCCACGAGUACGCUGACGUGGACGGGCGGCCCGUGAUCGUUGUCGUGGCAGCGAAACACUUCCCCGACUCAUCCCGCCUGGUGUACAGCCAGCAGCUUUGCGCGUACCUCAUUGAAAGAGCCAUAGAGCGACUGCCGGAGGGGGAGGUGCAGUUCCGAGGGAUAUUCGACCUGAGAGGUUUCACUGCUAAGAACACCGACCUGGCUUUCGUGAAAUUCAUGAUUGACGUGUUCUUCAACUACUAUCCCAAGAGAUUGCACCAGCUUCACAUUUCUCUCCCCACCCAUCCUGCUUAUCUCUCUCUUACGCAUCCUGCUUCUCUCACUCUCUUACGCAUCCUGCUUCUCUCACUCUCUUACGCAUCCUGCUUCUCUCACUCUCUUACGCAUCCUGCUUCUCUCACUCUCUUACGCAUCCUGCUUCUCUCACUCUCUUACGCAUCCUGCUUCUCUCACUCUCUUACGCAUCCUGCUUCUCUCACUCUCUUACGCAUCCUGCUUCUCUCACUCUCUUACGCAUCCUGCUUCUCUCACUCUCUUACGCAUCCUGCUUCUCUCACUCUCUUACGCAUCCUGCUUCUCUCACUCUCUUACACAUCUUGCUUCUCACCCCAGGUGCUCUUUGUGGACGCGCCCUUCAUCGUCCACCCAGGGUGCUCUUUGUGGACGCGCCCUUCAUCUUCAUCUCCCAGGUGUUCAUCUUCCAUUCCUCUCCCUGCCCGCCCUGCGCCCCACACCGCUUCCCACCACUUCCCACCACCCCAGGUGCUCUUUGUGGACGCGCCCUUCAUCUUCCAGCCGGGGUGGAAGGUCAUGAAGCCGCUGCUCAAGUCGUACGCCAACCUGGUGAGUGCAGAGCAGAUGCUGACUUUAAAGCCCCCAUUAUGA